This is a messenger RNA of Cyprinodon tularosa, 4237 nucleotides long. Its product is annotated as protein HIRA. The record is from RefSeq and is a predicted model, not a curated record. Gene Ontology annotation, molecular function: nucleosome binding; protein binding. The transcript has 25 exons. Gene Ontology annotation, biological process: chromatin remodeling; regulation of DNA-templated transcription; DNA-templated transcription. Gene Ontology annotation, cellular component: nucleus; HIR complex. NCBI's taxonomy places the organism in Eukaryota, Metazoa, Chordata, Actinopteri, Cyprinodontiformes, Cyprinodontidae. Bases 253 to 3318 code for a protein of 1021 amino acids.
GGUGUCACCCGGUUUAUGUUCCGCCGCCGCUGGCCGUCAGCCUACCCGCUGCUCGGCGCUGAUUGCCGGGGAUGCUGCCUGCCGCGCUGCGGACAGGGAUGGAGUUGAGCCCCAGAAGCAGCCAAGUAUCGGACGGAGUUUGAGACAAAGGGAGGGCGGUCGGCGUGAGGUUAACCGCCUGAACUGGUCGCCCGGCGGGCUUUGCCCCCUUUUUCUAGACGGAAAUAAAUCCAUAAAAAAGUCCCGGUGAAGAUGAAGCUGCUGAAGCCGAGCUGGGUGAGCCACAACGGCAAACCCAUCUUUUCAGUCGACAUCCACCCAGAUGGGACAAAAUUUGCAACGGGUGGACAAGGGGAGGACUCUGGGAAGGUGAUGAUCUGGAACAUGGCGCCCGUCCUCCGAGAGGAAGAUGAGAAGAACGAGAAUAUUCCCAAAAUGCUCUGUCAGAUGGACAAUCACCUAGCCUGCGUUAACUGCGUGCGCUGGUCCAAUAACGGGCUGUACCUGGCCUCGGGAGGAGAUGACAAGCUGGUGAUGGUGUGGAAGAGAGCAGCGUUGAUCGGUCCGAGCACCGUGUUCGGGUCGAGCAGCAAGCUGGCCAACGUGGAGCAGUGGAGAUGUGUGACCAUCCUGAGGAACCACACCGGAGAUGUGAUGGAUGUGGCGUGGUCUCCUCACGACGUGUGGCUGGCCUCCUGCAGCGUGGACAACACCAUUGUCAUCUGGAACGCACGCAAGUUCCCAGAGAUGGUGACUUGCCUGCGCGGACACACCGGACUGGUCAAAGGUCUGACCUGGGACCCGGUCGGGAAGUAUAUCGCCUCCCAGGCCGACGACCACAGCCUGAAGGUGUGGCGGACGGUGGACUGGCAGAUGGAGGCCAACAUUACCAAACCCUUCAGUGAGUGCGGCGGGACGACCCACGUCCUUCGCCUCUCCUGGUCUCCAGACGGUCAGUACCUGGUGUCGGCCCAUGCCAUGAACAACUCGGGGCCCACGGCUCAGAUCGUGGAAAGGGACGGCUGGAAGACCAACAUGGACUUUGUGGGCCACCGUAAAGCCGUCACUGUGGUGAAAUUUAACCCAAAGAUCUUCAAGAAGAAGCAGAAGAACGGCAGCUCCCCGAAGCCCAGCUGUCCGUACUGCUGCUGCGCCGUGGGAAGUAAAGACCGCUCGCUCUCCGUCUGGCUGACCUCACUGAAGCGCCCCCUAGUGGUCAUCCAUGACCUGUUUGAUAAAUCCAUCAUGGACAUUUCCUGGACACUGACGGGUCUGGGGAUGCUGGUGUGUUCCAUGGAUGGCACCGUGGCCUACCUGGACUUUUCCUUGGACGAGCUGGGAGACCCUCUGAGUGAGGAGGAGAAGAACACCAUCCACCAGAACAUCUACGGGAAGAGCCUGGCCAUCACCAACACCGAGGUCCAGCUCUCCACCACCAUCAUCGAGAACCCAGAGAUGCUCAAGUAUCAGCAGGAGCGCCAGAACUCGGCCCAGAACAAUGGCGGUGCCGCCGCCGCCGCCGGGCCCGAGUCCACGGCGCCGAAGGUGAACAGCGUGAUGAACGGGGAGUCCCUGGAGGACAUCCGGAAGAACCUUUUGAAGAAGCAGGUGGAGACGAGAACGGCGGAUGGAAGGAGACGGAUCACGCCGCUCUGCAUCGCUCAGCUGGACACCGGGGAUUUCUCCCCGGCUCUGUUCAACAGCGCCCCCAUCCUGCCGUCCGGCUCCUCCAUGUCCAAUCAGCUCGCUCCGCAGCUCAACUCGGACUCCAGCCCGGGUCAGCCGUCCUCUCUGGGCACACGGCCCAACCAGGACGGUGCGCUCACCUCGCCGCCUGCCAACAGCGCCGCCAAAGCCCUGGAGGACGAAAAGGACGGGCUGAAGUCCAGUCUGCUGCUCACCUCGGCCUCCAAGAUCGAGCCAAUGAAAGCCCUGGACUCCCGCUUCACAGAGAGGUCGAAGGCCACGCCCGGUAUCCCGUCGGCCAUCUCCUCCACAGCCGGACUCGCCCCUCUGGAAAGGCCGAAGGACCCCGUCUCCGCCCUGAAGGACGCCAAAGCCAAAGAAGAAACAAGCAGCGACAGCGAAGACAAGAUGGCCGCCAUCAACAAGAACCUGUCCUUCGCCAAGAGGAAACCAGAGAUGCUGCUGGACGGAGGGGAAGUCGUGGAGAAGAGGAAGAAGGGACGGCCCAGGAAGGACAAGAUGGCCGCCACCAUGGCACAGCCGUUCACCCAGAUAACCCCUCCUCCUGCGGAACGAGAGCUGAGCCGAGCCGUCGCUCCUCCACCUGUUGCAGUGGUCCUCAGGCUGCCCACCCCCACCCCCCAGAAGGCCUUCAGCCUGCAGGUGAGCAUGGAGCCGUCUGUCUACCUGGAGGUGGAGAACGAGGUGUCGGUGGUUGCCGGUUCAAAGCUCAGCCAGCUUCGCUGCUCCAGAGACGGACGGGACUGGAGCACGCUGCUGCCCAGCGCUGUGCUGGCGGCUGCAGGGAGCAGCGAUGUCCUCGCCGUCGCCUGUGAUGACAGGAUGUUGUCUGUGUUCUCCUGCUGCGGGCGGCGCCUCCUCCCUGCCAUCCAGCUGGCCACGCCCGUCUCCGCCCUGCAUUGCUCCGCCCACUUCGUCAUGGUUCUGACCGCCGGAGCGACGCUGUCUGUCUGGGACGUCCAGAAGCAGAAGGCUCUGGUGAAGAAUGAGUCUCUGCAGACCCUUUUAUCAGGUGCUGACACCACGGUGUCUCAGUCUCUGCUCACCCAGCAGGGCGUCCCGGUCGUCGGUCUGUCCAACGGAAAGUCCUACUGCUUCAGCCUGUCUUUGGAAACAUGGACUCUGAUCGCAGAUAAAGGAGACUCUCUGGUCCAGUGCGCCGACUUCAGAAGCUGCCUUCCUUCCCAGGAUGCAACUGGGUCCUCGGGUCCGCUGGCGGUGGUGCAGGGACGCAACCUUAACGCCGGGCGGCUGGCGUCCCGCCUGUCGUCCACGCCGCACCACCUGCAGCAGAGCAUGACGCUGGCCUUCCUGGAGAACCAGCUGGCGUCUGCCCUGGCUCUGCAGUCGUCACAGGAGUACCGCUACUGGCUGCUCAUCUACGCCCGCUUCCUGGUCAUCGAAGGUUCUGAGUAUCGACUGAGGGAACUCUGCAAAGAACUUCUUGGUCCGGUCCAUAAAUCAGCCUCUUCAUCCUGGCAGCCGUCAACUCUGGGUCUCCACAAGCGGGAGUUGCUGAGGGAAGUUCUUCCCGUCAUCGGGGAGAAUCUGCGCUUUCAGAGACUUUUCACGGAGUACCAGGACCAGCUGGAGCUGCUGCGCAUCAAAUAGACCCAGACUGACCCAAACACACUGAUCCCCGUCAGGUUUGGCCCGGCCCGGCCAGACUCCCACCGCCUCCAUGGAGUCCUCCUUCAGCUCAGGUGUUUGGUGGGACCUUCAAACAUGUCUGCCUCGGUUUGGACGCCGGGCCUCUUCAGAACCCGUCACGCUUCUUUCCAGGUUUCCCUCUGACCGGACCUUCUGACUCUGCUCUGCGUCUGCUGGUCCGUGACCUCGCCACGCCUUCUGGGUUUUUACAUCAUGACUUUCUGGAGUUAAUAUCAGGGAGACGGUGAGUUCUGGUCACAUCCUGCUGCUGUUCUGGGCAGAACGUUGGAACCAAAGGACGUCUGUGAUCUUUGGAGCUCCUGGCAGAGAAGCUCAAAGAGUUUUUACAGGAAGUUACGCCUGAGAGCACUUAGCUGGGUCCUCUGAUGGGAGCCAGUUCUCCCACAGCAGACGCAUGGUUCCCACCACUUCCUGGGUGCUGAUCUGAACAUCAUGUAGAUGAAUUAUAAGGUGAAAGACGUGAAGAAACCUCCGUUUAAAAUCAGGAAGUUCAGAAAUAUUCAAGGUCUCAAUCUUCAUCAUGAAGCAUCAGUGGAGAUGGAAACAUCAAAACAUCUUUAAAUCAUUUCUCUCAUUAAUGUUUUGGUUUGUGGAGCGAUUAGAAGAACGGACCUGAGAUCAGAAACAGUUCUGCCACCAGGUGGCAGCAGCGCUCAGUGUGUUGCGGCUUGAUCGCUCCCCCCAGCUGUGGACCAACCGCUCCUUCCGUUAGCAUCGCUGGUUUCUCCCACUGCUUCUUCUUUCUGUUUUACCACAUUUGUACAUUUGUUUUUUUCUGUUUUUUAUGAUUAAAAAAAUAACAGAAAUUUUGUUUUGGAGCAAAAAUGGAAAUUAAAAGCAGAAUUGAUGAGUUUGUUAA